This is a messenger RNA of Planococcus citri (citrus mealybug), 4132 nucleotides long. Its product is annotated as aminopeptidase N-like. NCBI's taxonomy places the organism in Eukaryota, Metazoa, Arthropoda, Insecta, Hemiptera, Pseudococcidae. Gene Ontology annotation, molecular function: metalloaminopeptidase activity; zinc ion binding; peptide binding. Gene Ontology annotation, biological process: peptide catabolic process; proteolysis. Gene Ontology annotation, cellular component: cytoplasm. The transcript has 17 exons. The record is from RefSeq and is a predicted model, not a curated record. The coding region runs from base 314 to 3727 and encodes 1137 amino acids.
AAUACCUACCUGCAUUUUGUGAUUCAUCAGACGACCGUGAAAAAUCACAUUCAAUGUUGAAAACGAAAUAAAUUUCACGUUAAAAAGUAAACAUGAAAAAAAAUUGAGCGAGUUGUCGUUGGCAAUAUAGAGAUUACAUACGCGGCAUUAAUGAUUUUAUAACGAUUUCUAUCGAGCUACAGCCGCGUCGAAAAUCAAAAUCCAAGCAAAGAUGGAAGCUAUUUCAGAGUAAUCGUAUCCUGUUUUAAUUAAGGCAUCUGCGAUCCUGAACGUAUUUCUUCUUAACGAGGGUUCCAAAGGAAAACAACAGAAAAUGCAUGAUCAUGAUCUUGAAUUUUCAAACGUGGACUUACUUUCCAGCAAAAGAGAAACGUUCGCUAUCAGCGAUCAUACCGCCGCUUCGUACGCAGCAGCAGAAAUACUCGGCAGUGAUGAUCGAGAGAAAGUGUCGUAUCAUGGCAAAAAAGGCUGGUUUGUGGCCAGAUGGCAAGCUAUAGCGAUUGGAAUAAUAAUCUUCAUUAUGCUGUUUGUAGCUGCUCAUAUUGGCAGAUCUACUGGUGACAUUGACGACGACGAGGAGGAAAACACAAUUCCUCCACUUUUUUCAUCACACGAGGCAGUAGGACCACGAUUAGCAGAAAUUACUCCAGUUCAGGCAGCUAUGAUUUCAGCCCAUACCAACAUAACUACCGAUGGAUUAACAGACGACAUGAGAUUCCUAGUCGAACCCAUUAAUUACAUAAUUUACAUUCAACCGUUCCUCGAAACACCCUUGGGUGGGAAACAUAAUUCGUUCACAUUUCGUGGCAACGUUUCUGUAACUUUUCAUGUGAAAGAAGAAGUCAAAUAUUUAGUCAUCGGAGUCAACGACUUACGUAUCGUGUCCACGUAUUUGUACGAAAUCAACGAAGCAACUACCGAAGAAGCCAUACAUCAGAUAGAAGACACCAUUGAUCUGAGUAUCGAUUCGUACGACGUUUACGAAGGUACCCUUAAUCUGGAACUUUACAAAUGGCUCCAGCCUGGCAGCAUCUACGAGCUUGUGAUUGAAUUCAACGGCGAUGUUCAAAAUCUACCCUAUGGUUUAUUCAAGUCUGAAUUCCACGAUGAAUAUACUGGUCAAAGUCGAUGGAUCGUGGGCACCAAUUUGGAUAUACCGUUUGCCCGGACAGUAUUUCCAUGUUUCGAUGCUCCCACCCAAACGGCCACGUUUCAAUUAAAUAUUGCUCGACAGGAUAAUAUGUUGGUUCAGUCGAGUACACAAUAUUGGCAAUCUGUUGAAACAGGCGAUGGUUGGACUUGGAUACUGCACAAAAAAACGAGUCCAAUACCAGUCCACUCUUUAGCCUUCGUCGUAAACAAUUUCGAAAACGAAUUCAGAGUCACUCCCCAAAUAUCGCAUUUCACAAUCUGGACAGCAACGAAACGCACUCAAGAACUAGAGUAUGUACUAAGUUUAGGCCCAUUGUUGCUAAAGGACAUCGAAGUAUACCUAGGAACAGCUCUACCAGUCAAGAAAAUAAACAUUUACGGUUUACCUCAAGUACUACCGAGGCAAACGGCCAAAAUAGGAAUGAUUUAUAUGUCAGAGGCUGAUUUGAUAGUACAAGAAGGCAAGACUUCUACAGCACAUAAACAAUACGUGGGUCAAAUGAUGGCUGGUCAUUUGGUAGAACAAUGGAUAGAGAAUUUAAUCAUGUUUCAAUGGAGGCACGAUAAUUGGAUUAAGGAAGCGUUGGUGCAAUUUUUCGAAUAUCUUUUGCUUAGAUUUGUUGAACCAUCGUGGAAAACCGUAGAUCAAUUCUUCGUCAACGUUCAACAGCUAGAGAUGGAUAGAGAAAUAGCUGAUCCAAAUAGACAAGGCAGAUACAUAAGAUGGGUUCCUUACAUCGAAGAAAGCAAAAUUCAAUACUUGUAUCCGAUCAACGAAACCGAUAUUUUCAGACGGAGCGCGAUGGCCGAAUCUCGAUCACAUCGAUUGCUCCCAGAACAACAAGCUAAGCCGAACAUUUAUACGCAGCUGUAUGAAAAAAGAUUGGUGGAUAAAGGAGCCUGUUUGAUAAGAAUGAUAAAACACAUAGUCUCGGAGCCCUUAUUCAUAUCAUCUUUACGGAUUUUCCUAGAAAGAAGUCGAGGAAACAUCGUCGAUGGAGACGAUUUAUGGGAAAUAAUGACGGAGGAGACGUUAAACACUUCGUACGCCGGUUAUCAGCUGUUACCAGAAAGCGUUUCAUUGCAAGUAGUACUCGAAGACUGGAUUUACACAGAAGGUUAUCCGUUGAUAACUGUAACGCGAAAUUACGACAAUAAUACCAUCACAUUCGCACAACAUAUCAAAACUACAAUGGAUCCAUACACCGGACACUCCAGAAGGCUGAACUUAUGGUACAUUCCAGUCAGUUACACGACCGAAAAUGAAAAAUUCUUCACCGCCACUGCUCCCAGAUUCUGGUUAAAUAAAGUUCGUUUCGUCGACAUCAUUACACCUGCCGAUCUGACGAAUUCGAACUGGCUCUUAGUGAAUCCUCAGCAAACAAACUUUUACCGAGUGCAUUACGACAUCCAGAACUGGUCAUUGUUGCAAAGAGCUGUACAAAAUGGAGAAUUCCCAGAUAUCGUCAGAUCUCAGUUAAUCGACGACGCUUUAUUUUUCGGUCGUAAAGGCAUGCUGGAUUACGACUUCGCCUUAGAUUUCAUCAGCUAUUUCGCCGGAUAUAGAGAAAAAGAGUACACCGUUUGGUCAACCGUGUUACGUCAUAUGAAUUACAUUAGGCAUAUCUUGUUGGAAAACGAGACUGUAUCCGAAAUCUCCAACUCGAGAUCGGAUAUCCAAGACACUGAAAAUCUGCAAUUGUUCAAAGUGUUUAUGAGAUGGUUAAUAGCACCUGCAUUCAAUGAUUUUAAUUCGAGAUGGUCCGAGUCGUCAAAAAUGAAGCAUACUGAUAGACUUUUAAGAAGCGAUAUAUUUUUAUGGGCUUGUGCAAUGGGUAUGACUGAAUGUAAUACGAUGGCGAGAUCAGAAUUCGAUAAAUGGAAGACUGCGAACAUGCGUGAUGCUUCUGCUAAUCCCAUUGAACCUGAUAUGAGAUACGCUGUACUCUGUUCAAUAAUGCAAAUAGGAGGUACAUCGGAUUACAGUUUUCUUCUAUCUAAAUAUCAAAAUACACCCGAUACGAGUCCAGAUAAAAUUACAUACUUGAAAAGUUUAUAUUGCUUUAAAAAAGAAAAAAAUUAUAAAGAAUUUCUGGCUUCAACUUUGGACGACGAUUACUCGGUGGAUCACCUGCACAAAGUUAGCAUGAUGUGGGCAGCAAUACCACAAAGUUUCCACACUUCGACGGUGCCUUUUGAUUUUAUGAUCGAUAACUGGAGUACAAUCAGAGCUCGUUUUUCCGAAUUUAAAACAAUCUUGAAAACAAUCGUUGAAGCAGCAACGUUCAAUCUUCAAAAACAAUCUGAACUCGACGCGUUAAACCAGCUGAGAAAUGAUAACAUAGGCGAACUUCCCUACUUGGAUCAUACGUUCGAUGACGCUAUCCGAAAUUUAGAAGAUCGUAAAAAAUGGAGAGCCGAGCAAAUGAACGAUUUCCUAUCUUGGAUAAAUAAGAAUUCCAAAAAAGGAAUUUACAACAUGGAAUACGUAUACGAAGAAUUAAAUAAUAAAGUUUCCCAAUCCCAAGUUAUGACUGAGGAGAAAACAGAAAAAGACCAAAUGCGCAAUUGGUAGAUAUUACAUAAUUUUAAUUCGUGUAUUUUUUUUGCCUUUAAUAGGUCGUAACUAUAAUAAAAAAUAAAUCGUUAUAAAUUCUGAUGUAUAUUUUUUAAUCGCUCUCGCAGGCUGGCACACCACCGUCACUAAAAGAAUGACUUUAACAAUCCUUCAUGAACGAUAGGAUAGGUUCGUAAUUAUUCUACUAGUCCUAUCUAAUAUUACUUGAAAAUUUAUAAACUUUCAAGUUGAUUGAUGAUUUUGAAAUCAAAUAAAAGUGGGUUUAUGCCUUUUUAUUCUUUAUAAUCGUAGGAUUGCACUGAAAUAAGGAUUAAUGUUUUACUUGUACUAUAUGUUUGUAAUAAAUACCUAAUUGUACUGGAAUGCAUUUAUUAAUUUAUGUAUUAUUCAAAUAAAACUUGA